AUGGCCAAAAUGUCCGCCCUGGUCUUGCUGGGAUUCCAUGCAAUUUUGCUCAAUGUCGCGACAGCGGUUUUCCUUUGUAUACUGGCCGCAACCACAUCCACAUCUAGGAACAGGAAUCCGUCCGUCCUGCUGAUUGUCUCAGCGAUAAUUGAGAUUAUGAUCUGCAUUCCAUUCGCAAUCCUCCUGCUGCGUUACGACCAGUGGAUCGCUCAGAUAUCAACCUCGGCCCUCCAGACGAAACGAAUGCGACAGUAUCUUCUUCUGCUACUUUUAGGAUUGCUCCCAGGUCUUGUUUCUGCCGCUAUUACUGCCGGUGCGAUAUCCGUAUUCACAACGGCACGUACGGAUAAACUUUUUGACAAACCGAUUCCGACACUCGCUUUUGUUCUUUGGGUGCUGUCACUUGCCCUUCAAGUCAUGUUUUUGAUCCUCCUAGGAUCAACGUCAAAGACUAAGGUGCAACUGCCAGAGGUUUCGGAGCCACCCGAUAACCAGAUAAUUCAGAUGCACCAGGGGACGCGUCCGACCACGGGAGAUUCAGUCCCUUCUGACCCAUUCCGUGAGACAAAGUCUGUCAGCCUGCCUUCCGUAUUGGCUUCGGAAGGUACCAAUUCUCUACACUCGUCAUUUUCGACCAAUCAGAGACCCUCUUCGUCCAAGAAGGGCUUGUCAAUACGUUCCCAUUCUCAGCCACGUCAUUCUGAGCGCUCUUCAUCUGACGGGCCUUCUCGACGUCCGUCUCAAGAUGAAGGCGGCUUCGAUGCUUGGGAUACUUCUGAAGUCUCGCCUCAACUCCGUGACACCGUCCUGCAAGCCAAAGCUCUCGGCAAGGGCGUUGGACUGCCCACCAUACCUGGAAGUAGAUCUCCUUCUCCCGCCAAAGCUCUCGAGGGUCCUUUCUUCAACCCUAGUCCGGAAAGGAGUCCUCCACAGAGUCCAUUGCCACAACCCCCAGUCUCGGUGCCCUCCUCGCCCUUGCCAGGGUCUCCCGAAGCGUCACAUUUCGGUAGCCGCUUCCCACCUGUGACGCUGCCACCGGUCACUAACACCCCACCCUCAUCUCCACCGCAGACUCAAUCUCGACGAUUUUCCAGACCUGCUUCUCUUGCUCGAAGGCAGUCUGAAGAGCACAAUAUCCACCCUCUCUUCCGUUCCAGUAGUCCGACACCCCCACCAAGCGCAUCGUCGAAUACCGUGGUCACUGCAGCUCCCGAGGCUGGCGAAAUCAUUAAUCGGCAAGCGCUGCACAGAAUGCGCUCUACAAGUCAGCCGCCGACUUCUAGCCCACUUCGAAGAUCUGAGAGCUUUGGAAACAUUCGCGAAUCCAAAUUGACAGCCCCGUCAACAUUGCAAGACGAGCACUGUCCAGUGGCUGUCCCCCGGCGCACGGCCAUGCACCAACGCAAGCGAUCGGCAUCUUUUGAAGGAUGCAUCAUCAGGCACGAUGCGUAA
Molecule: messenger RNA, 1452 nt
Organism: Bacidia gigantensis
Lineage: Eukaryota; Fungi; Ascomycota; Lecanoromycetes; Lecanorales; Ramalinaceae
Exons: 1
Coding region: 1-1452 (483 amino acids)
Source: RefSeq, a predicted model, not a curated record